Molecule: messenger RNA, 2562 nt
Organism: Enterobius vermicularis (human pinworm)
Lineage: Eukaryota; Metazoa; Nematoda; Chromadorea; Rhabditida; Oxyuridae
Source: the annotation of a GenBank genome assembly
GUAGGCUCCUCUGAAACAACUCAACGGCCCACUCAGUACGAACAUGUAACUGUAGUUACGCAGCUCGCUCAACAGCCAAUGUCAAAUCAAUCAAGAUCAGAUACCAGCACAGGUCCUGGUAAUGUAUCGUAUGCUGUUAGCUCUACUGCGGGAACGUCAAGCUUACAGAUUCAUCCGCCAGCAACAUUGACUCAACAAGUGCAGUUAUCUGUUCCUGCUCUUGUUGGGGCGCCUUUAGCAAAGGUUGGAAAUAGUAGAGGUGGAACAAUUCGUUCUCAGACGCUUCGUACCAACGGCACAAGGUCGCAGAAAACACCAUUGUCAGCAAUGCUGCCAAUGAUGGGUAGAGGGAACGCAAAACAGUUAGUUAAUAUGAAUGUCAUUGGAGACGAUGGGCCAACAGUGCGUCAACACUUGCAACAACAGCAGCAGAAGGCACGUUUACAGCAACAGUUAGCUAUGCAAGCGAAACAGAAAGCUGAAGAAGCAGCCAAACAAAAUUUGGGAGACGGGAACUUUCAGGCAGUCGCAUAUGCCCAGUCAUCGUCUUCCGGUGAACAACAGUCGUCGUCCCCAGAAUUAAAAGCUACGCUUCGUACGACGCACGUACAAAGGCCCUAUACCCCUCGCGUCUCAACUGCGCCAAGACAGCGAGUUGUAACGGAAACUACGCGGCCAGUACAACUUAAAAAUACGAGUUCUACAAGCCUUUCGGGCUCCUUACCUCCUAUAUCCCUCGGUCCUUCACGGCCUACAAAAAUGAACCGAUUGACUGCUAGUGUUCCUGAAGUGCAAAAUGCUGGAGAGAUCGUAACUGUCUUGCAAACGCAGCCCCAAUCUGCUCCCGGGUAUCAAACUGUUCGGCAGCUUCAUUAUCGGUCUGCCCCGCAAGGUGCUCAACUUAUACGAAGCACUAGUCAACCUGCUGGUGGCCAGCCAGUCGAGCAAGUUUUCCAAGUUGUUAAUAACGAUAUGCAACAGUUCCCAAACCAACCCGUUGUAAAAAUAGAGACGGCUCAAAUUCCAAAUGACUGUCAGCAGACGUCUUCAACUUCUGCUGCUGUUUUAAGUGAUAUUGGAGCGCAGUCAGUGAAAAAUUCACUUCGGAAAAGAGCUCAGAGAACUCAGCCUCAAGUUCGUGUUACAUUUCUUGAACCCUCUAAGCCUAUAGACUUUGUGUGCUCCCAACCCGUUUCAUCAAUUGACCCCAGUUGUUCUAAUUCAAAUUAUUCACCUCAAAGUUCAGCACAGGGAGUUUAUGGUGCCACAAGACAAAUUGUCAGUAAUCGCGAAAUCACGCAGAAUGACCAGUUUUUUCCGUCCGCUUCUCCAGUUUCAAUCAGUUCUGGUGCAUUAGAUUCUGCCGAAGUUGCUGACCAAGGGGCAGUGCAACAGCAGCAAGUCUUACAGCAUAAUAAUCUGCAUCAGAAGCACUCACAGCAUCAGAUGCAAGUAGUUACCCAACAUCAUUUUCAAAAUACGAUUAAUCAGCAGCAGUUGCAAAUAAGGAAUCCUCCCCAAGUGCAGAUUCAGCAAAUAGUGGGGCAACAUCGGAUACAACGAACAGGCGGCCUUCAACAUUUACAGGAAGUUGUGGUCAAUCCACAACAACAGCAGACGGGUAUGCCUACCAGUCAACAACCGCAACUUCAGCAAGUUUCAGUGCAACAGGUGCCAAUUCAGCAACAACAGCACAUCCGGACAGCUUGUCAAGGGCAGCAACGAAUAGUUCAAACAUCUCAAGCAAUGGCACCGCAGAGGAUGUGUAGGCUUCCCAAUGUUAAGAAUCUUGAGCAACGCCCACAGCCUCUGCAAGGACAUGCCCAAUAUCAUUUGCAGUCUCAUCAACAGCAGCAACUUCAACAUUUGCAAAUACAACAACCCCUCUCCCAAGGGCGACCAGUCCAGCAGUUCCGUCAGCAGUCACAAACAGUCCAUGAAACGUACUCUCCACGGUUCCAGCACUCGCGGGUGCAUCAGAAUACUGUCCCUAGUGGAAAUGCUCCUAUUGUCAAUGAACAACGGGACGGAAUAGUUGUUAAACACCAAAAUUCAGUACAAGUAGCUCAUCAUACUCAGAUUCGUCCGCUACCUCCAGGCGUUGUAAGCCGCGCUGGGACUCAAAUAACUGGAUCACAACGCGUUUUUGGCCUACCUCGGCAUUUAAUGCAGCAGCGUGAAGAUGAAAUUUACACGAGAAAGCUUUAUUUUCUGAAAACUUCAAUAAAGGCGUUGACCUACAAAAAUGCUGCGUUGUGCGAUGAGAUUGCCCGUUUGAACCAACGUAUUCAGACCGUUAGUGACCAAAGAAGGAUGCUUGCGAAACGGUUGCAGCAUCACGAAAGGAACAGAAUUCGACGAAUACAAACAAGGUUAAAAAAGAAAGCUGCGCUUGAGGCGAAGCUUAGGGGUUUCCAAGAUACCCCUUUAGUGAUAAAUGUAGGUGCUGAUCCUGUCAAAAUCUCUCAUGACGGAGACACGAACGACUUUAAUGACGUUGAUUCGGAAAAAACAGGUUCACCCGUAAACCCCUCCCCUUCAAGCAGUGUUUCUGUACGUUGA